GCAAAAUACUUUGGCCUGUCUGUCCUAAUGUCUAAAUCCUCUACAAUUGGAUUGCCUAAACUCUGAAUAAAUUAUAAACACAGGGGGUGUAUAGCAUGAGCAAUUUUGUUCCUACUUGGUAGUUUGAAGACAUUAUACAUUUCACUGAUGAAGAUGUAUGCUAUCACAUCUUUCCUCUUUCCCUUCGCGUAGAAUUCGCCAAAUUCAUCUCUAUCUCGCAAUUGUACAUUUCUUAAUUAACCAAUAAGCUUGCACAUAUUUAUCCCUAACAGAUACAAUCAGCUACAUUACUAAGCUAGCCCCCAUGAUUUGACCAAUUCAUGCCCCACACUCACCACUUCAUGAUGUCAAAUCUACUAGGAGUGAAUUUCUCCGCCUUAUUUAUCAAUCACAUAUGAAUAUUAUGGAUGUAUAAAUUCUGGCGAAGAAAAGGAAUGCACACUAAUACAUAUCCUCUGUCAUACUGUUACUCUCUUUCUAAUCAUUACAACUAAAAAUAGGAUAUAAUAGAACUUCCAUUGAGAGGAUUACAUAAAAUGCUUAGCUAUAUCAAAUUUCAGAUGGAAUAAUAAUAAGGUUGACCAUUUUAUUCUUCAGAAAAGAACGAAUCUAUUCAUUACACCAAAGUAUGUUCAUUAUCCGAUUGGCAUCAGAUGCAUUAUCAUCGCUGUCAGAGGCAGAACAAAAUUUAAUUCAUCUAACUGACGGUUCACCGCCCACCUCACAGUAUGAAUUGAUUAAGAAAAAGGAGAUCUUACAAAACUCCAAUGAUACCAUGAAAGCUUUGCAUAGCAUAAAGCGUGUACACAGACUGAUUGAAGAGGAGUUAAUGACGGAGUAUGAUAUGAAGACUAUGGCUAAAACAGAAAGGAACAAUAAUCAUACCAAAUUGUCACGAUAUCGUGAAAAAGAUCAAUUCUGCACACCAUACAGUAUUCAGCAGAAUAAAAACGACUCCAAUGUAAGAAGGAAUAGUAUUGACCGCUCAGUUGUAACACCGAAGAAAUGCUCAUCAGCAACCAGUCUGUUGUAUGAUUUAUUAUCUGGUAAAGAGAAUUUCCAUUCAGUAUAUAUGAGAAGUCAGUUAGUGUUUGCAACAUGUGAUAAUACUCAGUCCGCUAACAAGUCAGAGAAUGAAGACUUUCAUACUAAACGCAAAAUACGCAACCAACCUACUGGAAGGAGACGUAAAUCACUUAGACCAACAAAACACUGUCCCACUUCAUGCAAACCAGGAACGUCGAUUGAGACAAACACACAACAUCUUCACUAUGAUCGAUCAACUGAGAAAUUCUCUUCGUCUUCAUCACCAUCAUCAUCACCUUCAUCAUCAUCAAUGCUCAGCCCUUCAAAUAUUAGUGUGUUUACACACUAUCAAACAUCUCCGAUAAAGUUAUUCGAUAAACAUGAAUGCUUGACUAAUAAUCAUACUUUACAUUCCCAGUCACCAGUUGAUUGUUGUUCAACAGUACCUAGUGUCAGUACUCCAGAGUGUUUUGAACAACCACUUGAUUUAUCCUCAACAUCUCGUUCUUACCGCUUAUGCUUAUCGAAUAAUCUACCUCAUCAAUCUGGUGUGAUAGCACCGAAGCGAAGGCGAAGUUUUGCCGGUGACGUCGAUUAUACUUCUCGGUUGUCCGAUGGGAUUCAGUGUACUACUCAAAGACAUAAUUCAAUCACCCUGCCUUUGUUAUCCUCAAAAACUAUUUCUACUUUUAGUAAUAAUAGUACUCCCAGUUGUAGUAGUAGUAGUAGUGGUAGUUCUGCCAUCCAUUCUAGUGACAGUAAUUCCAGACCUGAAAGUAAACCAUCAGAAGCAUCCGUCCAUAGGUCUGAUGGACAAGUGGAUACUGUAGAUAAUGCUGUGACCUUAACGAGCCCUUCAACAGCAAAUUUUUUCGAUUUCAUCUCCUCGGAAUGUUAUGGUGUAGCGUUAUCAGCUGCACUUGCUGUGUGUGCAUCUUCAGUCUUGCAGUCAAUUGCUAGUGCACCAAACUAUAAUAAUAAUGAUAAUAAUAAUUUGUUGAAUUCAUGCAACAGCGAGAAAAUAGCAUAUGAACUGGCCUAUGAAUUACUUACCUCAUUAUCUAAUUCCAGUGGAACAAUCUCAGGUAUCAAAAAGGCAAGUGAAUCAUUACGUCUGAUGAAUUCAAAGCAGCCCCCUGAUGAUAUAUCGACUACUUCCAAUGUUAUCAAUCCACAAGAAUGUAAACAAAAACUUUUAUCACCUAAAUUAAAGUCAAAACUAUUGUUCAAAUCAAUUUCUUUAUCAAAAUGUAAAACCGGUGACAAAUCUUUAUCUAAAUUAAACUCAUUUAAAAAGAGUACUUAUCGUAGAACAAUUUCCUUGCCCAAUCGACCAUUGAAUCAACAUUCCAAUCAUACUAAUAAUCAGGAUCAUAUUGAUUACGAUAGAGAUAUAACUAGACAUUCCUUCACUUCUUCACCGAUAAAACCUUAUAGUCAAGAUUCAAUUUUUCUACACAAAAGUUUCCAUCAUUACAAACACCAAAUAAGACAAUGGUUUAUACAGAUGAUUAAUUUAGUAAAACAACCUGAAGUUAGCAUAAUUUCAUUACUUCAAAAUAACAUUGAAAAGACAACAAUGAAAGAGUCAAACUUUCGUAUUGAAAAACAAAUGACACAUUUACUAAGUUCAUUCAUUUUACGAAUAUUAUGUCAAUCAAUUGACAUAAGAUUUAAACUGUUAAAUAUGUCAUGGUAUCGAUUAUUAGUAGUAUAUUUAAUUGAAUAUCAUCAGUUAGAACUAUUGACAAUUGAUUCACCAUUGUCAUCAUCAUCAUCAUCGUCGUUUGAUGGAAAUGAAGUAAAUGAUGAGAAAUUGAUAGUUAGUCGAAAAUUUGGAAGAAAAUAUUUAAUCAAUAAUAAAGAAGUAAAAUCAGACAAAAAAUAUAAUGAAAUGUUGAAUUUAUUUCAUGAUAUUCAGAUUGUUGCAUCAAUGUGUUAUUCAUUGGAAUUUAAUCAUUCUGUUUACAACUUAAUUCGAAUUGGUUUAUUGAUUAUUGGCGAACGAUCAGAACCACAGUAUACCAGUAAUGUCCAGCUGUUAGAACAGACGCUUCUUGAAUACGUGGCUAACUCAACAAACAUCAGUGAUCAGCCCAACUCUGACUCUGCGUUGAGAGGUUGUAGAACAGGAACGGUUUCUCCUCCUUCUACUCCUUCUCUUCCUACUACUACCACUACUCCAAUCAAGAAUCUCAACACCCCCACUAACACCACUACUACCAGCAGCUUUAAUUGCGGCCAUGAGGGGAGCAGUAGUAUUGGUAGUAACAGCACUGUAACACUGACACCGGCUAUGACACAUACACUCUUGCAGAAAUUAAUAAAAAUCCCCAAAGAUGCAGUUAUCUUCCUUCUGUCUAACCAGCUAGGUGAUUCAAUUGAAAGUCUGUUCAAUAAACUUCUGGAAAUCUCAAAAGUAUAGUUCAAUAUUCCAAGAAUUUGUUUUCAAUAAUUUCUUUUUUUGUCUUGUCAGUUUCGUGUAUUUUUUUCACCUCCAAUUUAUUUUCGAGUGUUUAUUAUUAUGCUUAUUAUUAAUUGUUAUUCCUUUUGUUAGUAAUAAUAUCAAACACAUGCUGAUAUUCUUUUCUGUGUGACGUACACAACAGUAUUGUGAUCUAUUAUUAACUUGAAUGCGCCCCGAGUAAAUCUUUAAAAUAAAAACAAGUAAACACAAAAGCAUGCAUUGAAUACAUUGAAUUAUACAUAUAUAUAUAUAUAUAUAUAUAUAUAUAUAUAUAUAUAUAUAUAUAUAUAUAUAUUGAUAUGCUUACUUAACUGAAUCACACGUUUCCGAACAUUCUACCUCAUUUAUGUUCAAUUUCUUCCUCGUUUUAUCAUUUCUUGUUGUUGUCUAAACCACUUGUUUUGAAAAAUGUUUUUUCCGUAUUAUUUCUAGCGUUCUUUAAAGUUUUCUUCAUAAAAAGAAAAGACCACACGAGAAGUUAGUUGUGUAAGAAGAGCAGGUUGUGUUGUAUUCAUCAAAUGCAUCAUGACAAAUCAUUUUUCAUGUAUUUCCAUUCAAAUUACACCGUUCAUAAAUUCUUAUAAUUUCUUCUUGUUUUUUUGAUCAAAAUGAAACAACCGGUGAAAUCGAAUACUGACAGAAAGCAUAGUUUACACUGUAUCUGUGUCAAAAUAAUUCCUCAUUUCAUACUCAUGGAUAUGGAUUUAGUGAUCUGAUGACUUUUCCAACCUGUUAUUACUAUCUUUUGUUAUUUUCCCUUAAAGUUUAAUUUAUUUUUCCAGCUUGUGUUACAUACUACUAUUAAAUAAAAAGUAGUAACCUUCACUGCAGACAUUCGGAGUUGGUUGGAUAAAUCUUUCGUUCUUUUAUAGAUCUCGAUGUUUGCAUAAGAUUUCUUCGCUUCAACUUUUGUUUUGUUUAUAAUGAUAACUACUCAUUACAACUGUUUUUCUUCUUUGUUCCGAUUGGUUUUUUUCUCUGUAUUUACUCUUUGUUUGUUUUUGUUUCGUGUUAAUUAUUUUUCUGAAAAAAAUUUCAUAUGUAUUGAAUUAUAAUUUUCAG
This is a messenger RNA of Heterobilharzia americana, 4555 nucleotides long. NCBI's taxonomy places the organism in Eukaryota, Metazoa, Platyhelminthes, Trematoda, Strigeidida, Schistosomatidae. The record is from the annotation of a GenBank genome assembly.